Molecule: messenger RNA, 1624 nt
Organism: Sorghum bicolor (sorghum)
Lineage: Eukaryota; Viridiplantae; Streptophyta; Magnoliopsida; Poales; Poaceae
Product: transcription factor MYB41
Exons: 3
Coding region: 102-998 (298 amino acids)
Source: RefSeq, a predicted model, not a curated record
CUCUCGGCAUUUAUGAGCACGGCUCGUCCCCUACACUUUCUCGUUGCUGUCGCUGCCGACGCCGCCGGCGAGGGGAAACGGAGAUCGACCGACCACCGACCAUGGGGAGGACUCCGUGCUGCGACAGCAAGGGCAUCAAGAAGGGGCCAUGGGCGCCCGAGGAGGACAAGCUGCUCGUCGACUACGUCCAGGCCAACGGAACCGGCAACUGGCGCAUGCUCCCCAAGCUCGCGGGGCUGAACCGGUGCGGCAAGAGCUGCCGGCUGCGGUGGACCAACUACCUGCGCCCGGACAUCAAGCGCGGGCCCUUCACCCCCGAGGAGCACAACUCCAUCCUCCAGCUCCACGCCAUAGUCGGCAACAAGUGGUCCAUGAUCGCGGCACAGCUGCCGGGCCGGACGGACAACGAGAUCAAGAACUACUGGAACACGCACAUGAAGAAGCAGCUGCGCCAGGAGGGCGCUGCCGCCCAGCUCGCCACGGCGGCGGCGGCUGCGUCGUCGUCCUGCCCCGCCGCCCGCCACAUGGCCCAGUGGGAGAUCGCCCGCCUCGAGGCCGAGGCGCGCCUCUCCCUGCUGUCGUCCUCGGCCACGACGAUCGCCUCCGCCGCCACCGCCUCCUCCUCCUCGUCCACCGCCGUCGCUGCUGAGCACGCGGCGCCCGACAUCUUCCUGCGUCUCUGGAACUCCGAGGUCGGGGAUUCUUUCCGCGGCGCCGCCGCCGUGCAGCAGCAGAGGCAUGGUCCGGAGGCGAGUGCGGCGGCGGCGGCGGCUGGUGUGCCGGCGCAGGCGCUGCCUGCUGAGCUCGGCGGCGACGAUUCCUCGGCCGCAUCGACCUACGGGACCGAGGCGGCGGCCGAUGACGACUACCAGGCGUUCCUGGACCUGGCGAUGGAGGAGUUCACGCUGCUGCAAGGCCGGCUCGGCGCGUUCUCGGUGUUCCCGCAGGCCGACGUGUUCGCCGACGCGCCCUGCUGCCUGUUCGCUCCGUUUGAGUAGCUUUGCUCGAUCUAGCUCAUUUACCAGCAGUCACCAGAGUAGUAGACUAGACGUACGUGACCGCAUUCUGCAUGCGUUCGUCUGCGUACGCGUACGUACAUACAUACGUACGUACACAUGCCGCCUGUCUUGGGGACGAAGAUGGCGUAUGUACGUGCCUGUACGCAACGACCGGAUGGGUGCAGGAGUUGGCGUGUGACAGUACGUAGUCUGUGCCCUAGAGCAAGAGGUUUUUGCGACUGCUCUAGCCGUGGCAUUGCUCUGGUCACUGGUGAAUGUUGUCAACUUUUCAAGUCUUUUGCCUUGCCUCAGCGUGUGUACAUGGAACAUGGUCGCGGUUUUGUGUUUGUGUGUUUUGUGUACAAGCUCUGACUUUUACUGUGUGUGGAUGCAGAAUUCUCUGCAUGACGUUUGAAAAGAGUUGAGCGCUUUUUGCACGACCGAGGGCGUGGCGGCCAUGCGUGCACUUCACGCUGAUGCAACGAUAUGUAGAAAAUGUACGCCUUAUAAGUGAAUAGGCUCUAAUAAUAUAAACUAGAUUUGUUAUAUCACACGGGUGUGAAAGAUUGUCCUCCUAUGUUUUUAUGUCUUUUUCUGAACAAGAUAUAAGAAAAGAAAGGUCUCUA